Molecule: messenger RNA, 426 nt
Organism: Paraphaeosphaeria sporulosa
Lineage: Eukaryota; Fungi; Ascomycota; Dothideomycetes; Pleosporales; Didymosphaeriaceae
Exons: 1
Source: RefSeq, a predicted model, not a curated record
AUGGCACCGCGCGCCGCUGUAACGAACCUGUCUUUCACCGUUGAUUCCGCAUCCGAAGACGAAUCGAUGGACGAAUUGAACGCCUUACCAACCCCCGACUCGAAUACUGAGAACAAGGCGCCCGGACGCAAACCGCGUGGAAAAGCCGCGCAAAUGGCAAUUUCCACAGUUGCGACCAAGGCUGCGUCAAAAUCAAAGACGGCAACGCGUCGCGUAAGUGGAGAUACCGUCCUCACCGCAAAGAAGCAAGGUGCAGCCGUUAUGAAGAAGACGAGUGCGCGCGGCGGUCGCAGGGCCAUCGCUGAGCUACAACACGAGACCGGCGACGAGACAGAAGAGGUAGACGAGUUCGAUACCGAAGAGGACCUUGUCGCGCCGGUAGAGCCCAAGACCGCUAGGAGGGGACGGCCACCCGCGAAAGCAAAA